Messenger RNA from Medioppia subpectinata, 1272 nucleotides. The record is from the annotation of a GenBank genome assembly. Lineage: Eukaryota; Metazoa; Arthropoda; Arachnida; Sarcoptiformes; Oppiidae.
AUGCACACAACACAACACUUGACACUCAAAUAUACCAUAUGUAGCCCUAUAUGCACCACAACUAAGCGGGGUGAAGUGUGGCAUCAGUCGUGUUUUGUUUGCGCCCAAUGUUUUCGUCCGUUCAGUAAAGAUGCGAUAUUUUACGAGUUUGAGGGCCGGAAGUAUUGCGAACACGACUUCCACGUACUCUUCGCCCCGUGUUGUGGUCUCUGUCACGAGUUUGUUAUCGGCCGAGUUAUCAAAGCUCUGAACAACAAUUGGCAUCCGAUGUGCUUCCGGUGCGAGUUAUGCCAAACACCUCUCGCAGAUCAGGGAUUCUUUAAAAACACUGAAUUAAAUGCUCCAAAAGUUGUCACAUUUCUAUUGAAUUGCAAGAAUAGAGAGGGCGGAUAUGGAGGCGGACCGCAACAGAUCUCGCAUUUGGCCACAACUUAUGCGGCGGUCAAUGCUUUGGUAACCCUUUGCGACGAAAACGCAUUGCAGUCUAUUAACCGAAACGAAAUCAAAACUUUUAUACUUUCGAUGAAACAAAAUGACGGCUCAUUUCGCAUGCAUUCCGGAGGAGAAAUUGAUAUUCGUGGCGCGUAUUGUGCGAUAUCUGUGACCAAACUUUUGGACAUUGAAGACGAGAAUUUGUUUGAUAAUACUGUUGAAUGGCUGCUAUCGUGUCAGACAUACGAAGGCGGGUUCGGUGCGGCGCCGGGACAUGAGGCUCACGGGGGCUACACGUUCUGCGCCGUUGCAGCUCUCAUACUACUCAAGAGUUUAGACAAGUGUGACAUUAAAUCAUUGCUAAAAUGGGUUACAAAUAAACAACACAAAUAUGAGGGCGGCUUUGCCGGCAGAACCAAUAAAUUGGUUGACGGCUGCUAUUCCUUCUGGGAGGCGGCAGUCCUUCCCAUUGUUCACAUCUAUUUGACACAACAAAAUGCAUCGAUAGUGCCCACCAAUAAGUGGCUCUUCAAUCAGAAUGCGUUACAGGAAUACCUGCUCUGUUGCUGUCAAGAGAGAAGCGGUGGUCUAAUUGACAAACCGGGCAAAAAUCUGCCCACCAAUAAGUGGCUCUUCAAUCAGAAUGCGUUACAGGAAUACCUGCUCUGUUGCUGUCAAGAGAGAAGCGGUGGUCUAAUUGACAAACCGGGCAAAAAUCGUGAUUAUUAUCACACCUGUUAUACCUUAUCUGGGCUUUCAAUCGCGCAAAACACGCUCUCAAGUCAAGUGAUUGUGGGCCCACAAGACAACCGAGUGGUAUUCAUUCAAUUAACAAGUUAA